Molecule: messenger RNA, 1113 nt
Organism: Debaryomyces fabryi
Lineage: Eukaryota; Fungi; Ascomycota; Pichiomycetes; Serinales; Debaryomycetaceae
Product: fungal specific transcription factor domain-containing protein
Exons: 1
Coding region: 1-1113 (370 amino acids)
Biological process (GO): positive regulation of transcription by RNA polymerase II; DNA-templated transcription
Cellular component (GO): nucleus
Molecular function (GO): zinc ion binding; sequence-specific DNA binding
Source: RefSeq, a predicted model, not a curated record
AUGUUAUACCUACAGGUUAUUGGAGAUCAUGAACUAUGUAUUCAAUUUAAUGGUAAAUCUGUCAGAUUAGCGUUUCUAUACGGGUUGCAUCGUCAUUCUCAGAGGUUUAAAUUCAAUAAAGAGAUAUCAGAAGAAAGAAAAAAUAUUUGGUGGUGUACUUACUGUUUUGAUAUAUUAAUUAGCUGUAACAAUGGACUUCCAAGGUUGAUUAAUGAUGAAGAUGUUGAUACUGAUUUACCGUUAAAGAUAAAUGGCUUCAAACCAAGCGGGGACAAGAAAGAAAGGGAAGCAAUUCUACCCUUACCAGGAGAAGAGUCAAAUUCUUCACUAUUCAUUUCAAUUAUCAAGUUAUGCCGGAUAUUAAGUUUAAUCAUGAAGAAUCUUUAUACAACUACCCAAAGAAGGAAUGGUGAUAUUAAGAUGAAACAAUUAAGGGAGCGUUUAAAUAAUUGGAAAUCUGAAUACUAUGAGAUCUUUGAGUGUAUGGAUAAUAAUGAAACCCACUUUCAUGGUAAAUAUUAUCUCCAGUUGCUUUAUUACACAUGCAUGAUUCAUUUAUAUCGCCCAGGUCUAACAUAUCCCAAAGCCUCACUUUCAUUUGAAAAUUGCUUGGGAGAAAGUUUAAAAAUCAGUGAAGAUUUUAUUACAUUAUUUGCAAAUCAUAGUAAGAAAUUUCCUGAAAUUAAUUUUAUUUAUCCAUGUGGCUUUCAUUUACUAUUCCAGUCUGGGUUGUUGAUACUAUGGAAUCAAAUACUUGUCGUGAUAGAUGAUUGCGUAAAGUAUACGGUAGGCAUAGAUGAUGUUCAGAAAUAUAUACUAAUUUGUUCAGACUGUUUGAAGCUACGCGAAGAUGAUGCUUUAUUUAAAUAUAGAUCAAACAUUGCUAAUAAGUGUGGUAAUACAAUACAAAUGCUUAAUAAAUAUAUCUUGAGCUAUUAUCAUACCUUGGGAACAUCUUUGUUGGACGAGAAUGAAGGAGACAAAUUUAAAAACAUUAAUAAUUUGUUGAAUGAUUCGUGGAAUGAAAACCUUGAAUUAAUUAACUUUUUUGAAUUAUCCCCCAGCUUUUUAAAUAACUCUAUGAAUUAUAAUCUUGAUGAAAACAUUUAUUGA